GUUUCGGUCCCCUCAACCUUCAGAUCUGUACAUCCCACUAUGCUUUGCGAUGACGGUCUGACAAGUGGAUCCAAGAUGGCGUAGAAAGUAAAGCUAGACGGUUUGUCCCUAAGUCAUGGCGGACAGGAGAGCGGAGAAGUCAUGUGAAGAAGCCAGUAGAUCGUUAGCCAGGCGGGAGUACGAGGCGGCAGUCAGCCAUAGCACGGAUGCCCUGGUGGUCCUUGCACCCCAACCCCCAUCCUCCAGCAACCCCAUCCCGCUGAGCCCUCCAUCUCUUGUCGCCGCCGCCGGACCCCUCCGCAGCCGUGCCCUGCUCUACCGAAUUGCUGCCUUCUUGCAGCUGAAAAAUUAUGAUGAAGCAGAUGAAGACUGCAAACAUGUCCUGGCCGAAGAAAUUGCCAGGGGAGAUGGUUCACUACAGGCGAACUUGCGCUCCAUGCUGUUGGAUGGCAGCCUGCAGGAGGUGGCCAGCAUCCUGUCUAAAGCCUUGUAUGGAGAGCCAAUGAAUGGUAUUGUUGCAAAAGACCUGAGCAGAUUAAAAAUGCUCUUCUCUGAAAUAGAGGCUGUAAAAGGAGACAUGGCACCAGAAUACACAGAUGACCAGGAUGAAGAGGUCCAAGAUGGCUGGCGGUUCCGACCACCUCCAAGAGGAGUCACGAGCAGUGAGGAGUACACCCUUUGUAAAAGGUACUUGGAGCAGGGCCUGUGUCGGUAUGGGGCCCAGUGUACAUCAGCUCAUUCGCAGGAGGAGCUUAUGGAGUGGCAGAAGCGCUAUGCUUCACGCCUCAUCCGCCUCAAACAACAGCAGGAGAGUAAACACUUCACCGAAAACUACAUGGAGACCUUAAUAGAGAAGUGGAUGAACUCCCUUUCUCCAGAGAAAGUGCUAAGUGACUGUUUAGAAGGAGUGAAUGUAGAGACCACCUCUAGCCUGUCUGUCACCGUCACCACCAAAAAAUCCUCCCACUCCUGGGUCUUCUCCUUGUUGUGCAAGCCACCUAGAAAGCUGUACCGGAUUGCUCUCCUCUAUGAUGCCCACCGACCACACUUCUUCAUCACAGGCGUGUCAGCUGGAGAGCGGCUCCAAGGUGUUCCCAAAGGCUGCCAAGAGUGGACUCCAGGGGAGGAGACAGCAGUGGCAGCAGACAAUGGCCUGGACCACUGUGUCUACAAGGUUGCAGUGGGUUUCAGCACAGAGAUCUUUGGUACCUUCCGACAGACCAUUGUUUUUGACUUUGGUUCAGAACCUGUGCUAAUGCAGCGGAUCAUGGUGGAUGCUGCCUCUAUUGAAGACUUGGAGCACCUGUUGGCAGCCAGACAGCAACUCUUGAUGACUGCGAAACGCUGGGACUCAUCCUGUAAAACCAUUGUUGAAUUCAGUCCCAAUGAGACGAUGGCUGAACUGGAGCGCAGCCUCCUUUCCCGCUAUCAGAUACCUCUAUCAGCUGACCAGCUCUUCACCCAGUCAGUCCUUGACAAGACUCUGACCAAAGACAACUACCAGGCCCGACUGCACGAUCUGCUCUACAUAGAAGAGAUUGCACAGUACAAAGAAGUUAGCAAGUUUAACAUCAAGGUGAACCUGCAGCUCGUCACUAGCUUUAUGCUGACUGGCAUUUCUGUUGGAGCAAAGUAUGCUCAGAAUGGACAGCUUUUUGCACGUUUCAAACUCAACGAAACACUUUCUGAGGACACACUGGCUGGGCGGCUAGUGAUGACCAAGGUAAAUUCAGUUCUGCUGCUACCUUUGGGCCGUGAAGCGAUCAACAGCCAGCCGCCUCCUGGAGUUAAAGAGCGUGUUUAUGAGGCUGUGAUUGAGGAGAAGACUAAGGAUUACAUCUUCCUAAGGAUCUGCAAGCACUGCUGUGAGGAACUCGGGCUGCAGCCUGACAGAGAACUACAGGUGGAGCUCCAGUUCCAGCUGAACAGACUGCCACUCUGUGAGAUGCAUUAUGCCCUGGAUCGCAUCAAAGAUAAUACUAUCCUUUUCCCUGAUGUUAGCCUUGUCCCUACUAUCCCCUGGAGUCCUAACAGGCAGUGGGAUGAGCAGUUGGAUCCUCGUCUGAAUGCCAAACAGAAAGAGGCCAUCCUGGCCAUCACCACACCCAUCUCUAUCCCUUUGCCCCCCAUUCUUAUCAUUGGGCCCUAUGGUACCGGCAAGACCUUCACCCUGGCACAGGCUGUAAAGCACAUCCUCCGCCAAGACCACAGCAGGGUCCUGAUCUGCACCCACUCCAACAGUGCGGCUGACCUUUACAUUAAGGACUACCUUCAUCCUUAUUUUGAAGCAGGCAAUCAGCAUGCCAGACCUCUCAGGGUAUACUUCAGGAACCGCUGGGUGAAGACGGUCCACCCAGUGGUCCAGCAGUACUGUCUCAUCUCCAGCACACACAUCACUUUCCAGAUGCCCACAAGGGAGGACAUCCUCAGGCACCGCGUGGUGGUGGUCACCCUCAGCACCUCCCAGUACCUCUGCCAGCUUGACUUGGAGCCUGGUUUGUUCACUCAUAUCCUAUUGGAUGAAGCGGCCCAGGCCAUGGAGUGUGAAACCAUCAUGCCUUUUGCUCUAGCUAGCAAGACAACCCGCAUCGUGCUGGCCGGAGACCACAUGCAGCUCAGUCCAUUUGUGUACAGCGAGUUUGCACGGGAGCGCAACCUGCACGUGUCCCUGCUGGAUCGACUGUAUGAGCACUACCCCCCUGAAUUCCCCUGUCGUAUUCUCCUUUGUGAGAACUACCGCUCCCAUGAAGCUAUCAUCAACUACACUUCAGAAUUGUUCUAUGAUGGGAAGCUAAUGGCAAGUGGGAAGCAGCCCUCCCAUAAGGACUUCUACCCUCUGACCUUCUUCACAGCAAGAGGAGAAGAUGUCCAGGAGAAGAAUAGCACUGCCUACUACAACAAUGCUGAGGUAUUUGAGAUCGUGGAACGGGUGGAGGAGUUGCGCAAAAAGUGGCCAGUGGCCUGGGGGAAGCUGGAUGAAGGCAGCAUUGGGGUGGUGUCACCAUAUGCUGACCAGGUGUUCCGCAUUCGUGCUGAGCUACGGAAGAAGAGAAUGCCUGAGGUCAGCGUGGAAAGAGUGCUCAAUGUCCAAGGCAAACAGUUCCGGGUGCUGUUCCUUAGUACGGUGCGUACACGGCAUACCUGCAAGCACAAGCAAACGGCCAUCAAGCGCAAAGAGCAGCUGGUUGAGGACUCGACAGAGGACCUUGACUAUGGUUUCCUGUCCAACUACAAGCUGUUGAAUACAGCCAUCACCAGAGCCCAGUCCUUGGUUGCAGUUGUGGGAGAUCCCAUCGCGCUAUGUUCUGUUGGGCGUUGCAGAAAAUUCUGGGAGCACUUUAUUUCCAUUUGCCAUGAAAACUCGAGCCUACAUGGCAUCACCUUCGAGCAGAUUAAGGCUCAGCUGGAGGCCCUGGAGCUCAAAAAGACCUAUGUCCUCAACCCAUUGGCUCCAGAGUUCAUCCCUCGUGCCCUUAGGCCCCUGCAAGGACACCAUUCGUCUUCACAGGCCCUCCAUCCCCACCAUCAUCCACAUUCUCAGCAUGCACAGCCAGCCUCCAACAAGCAGGGCCCCCAGCAGCAGCAACAGUCACCUCCUAAGGGUAAACAUGCAAACCACACAGAGCAUCUCCCACCUGAAGGAUAUGUCCAACCAAACCCAGCAGUGUUGAUGGGGAACCCUAUUCGGGCAUUCACACCACCUUUGGGUGGCACACCAGCUGGUAUGGGCAAGUCACCUAGUCCUGUGCAGAGGAUAGAUCCGCAUACAGGUGCCAGUAUCCUCUACGUUCCAGCUGUAUAUGGUGGAAACAUGGUCAUGCCCAUGCCCCUGCAUUUGCCCUGGCCAGGUUACCAGAAUCGCUUUGCUGUGGACCCUCGCAUCAUGGGUCAUCCAGCAGCCAUGGCUUACAACUUUAAUCUGCUGCAGCCACCAAAUAGAGGCUCCCCCAUUCCUUAUAGUGGGGUAGCACACCCCUCUCCUCUAGGACUAGCCCAGCCGAGCCCAGACAAAGAGCCUUCUGACCCCAUCAGAAAUGGUAAAUUAGAAGGAUGUUCAAAGUCAGAGCAGAAUCAUCUUCAAACACCAGAAAGAAAAAACACAGACAUGAAGGAAAAACAGGGAGAUUUAGACUCAGGCCAAAGUCGAAGUCUGGAUUCACAGACAGAAAGCCUAGUUGGAUUUCCCAAUCCUCUGCUCCACCGAAAAGACCCCUCAGCUGCCCAAAGACCUCUUAAUUUCCAACUUGCGCCACCUAGUACACCCUUUCCUUCAAAUCCAAUCAGUGGAAGAACCUUCCCCCAGCAGUAUUCAGUCACUAGGCUUCCUUAUCGGGUUAGCCAGCCUCAACACCCAGGGAUGGCCCAGCAAAAUCAGCAGCAGCAACAGCAGCUCAGUCCUGCCUACACUGGUGGAAGCCAUAAUGCGUCUUUUUUCAGUGGCCCUAUACCAACUCACAGACCUGUCCAGUCCCCGACUUUGAAUGGGCCAGAUUCUGGAGGAGUAGAGGAGAUGAGUAGCUCUGUUAGGACUCCAAUGGGCCACCCAGGAGGCCACCACUCAGGCCUGUCACAGCAUAACAGGGUCAGCAGCUUUGGGGAUGAGGGACAGGAUGGAAACCCAGGAGAUGGUUUGGAUCUUCAGGGACCCUUGGCUCUAGAGGCCCUUAGCCAGCAGCAGCAGCAGGCAGCUAGGCUGGGCCAGUGGGGGGAGGCAGCAAGCCCUUUCAUCCAGGCCAGUGUUGCCUUUCCUCUGCCCCAACAGCUUGCCCACCUUGCUCAAUCCAACAUGGCUCGCUUUCCCCAUCAGCUGCUUCGGGCAGGUAACUGGGGCCUUAGUUCCAAUCUGGAUGAUGAAGCUGUUCCUUCUGCCUCGACCGGGCCAACUUUCAGCAGGUAUCCAGGUCUCUUGAGAGAGAUGGCUCCACAGGAACAGCCAGAGCCCAGGGAAGCAGUUGAGAUGCAGCCCCCACCUCAGUCUCGCCUCCUCCAGUAUCGCCAGUCCCAGCCCCGUGGCUCGGGUGACCCUUCAUCCUCUUUAGGUGCCAUUUCCAAUCAAGCUGGCCCUUUUCCAUCAGGACUCUACCCCCAUGACACAGGUCGGGAUCUACUGAAUGAAAACCUUCUUAACAGCCAAGGUCUGCAGCAGCACCCAGGGAAUCCCCUGUACAAUACUGGUAGCUUUCCACAUCAGCCACCAGCUCAAUCUGCCAGCCCCCCUCCUGCCCAGGUCAAAUACCUUCUGCAAGAGGCCCAGUGGCCCCAUGGUGGAGCUACAUCAGUGAGCCCACCACAGCAGAACCCUCUGAUGGGGAAUCAGGGCCACGGCCUUCCUUAUGGACUGCCCAUCAUGGCUCACCCUAGCAGGCAGGAGCAGGUUCACCUGAUGCAGCUUCACCAUCAGCACCACCAGCAGCAGCAGCAGCAGCAGCAGCAACAACAGCAGCAGCAGCAACAACAACAACAACAACAAAAUCAAGGUCCAGAUCAGGAGCCCUACCACCCAUUAUCCCCCAGAACAUCAGCAGCCACAGCACAUCACAAUGUAGAUGAGUAUGAACCCAGAGGUCCAGGGCGGCCUCUUUAUCAGCGCCGUAUCUCGUCCACCUACCCAGAUGAAUCAUCUCCAGCCAACACCCACAAUACCCUGUCACAGCAAUCCCAGCCUUGUGCAUCAGAUACCCAGGACCACCCUCAUCCUCACAUACAGCAUCAUCAACACCCACACGCCCCCUACAGCUAUCCUUCACAUGACCACCUCUGGCCAAGUAAUGGAGGCGGUCCGGGUCCGUUUCAGAACAUUCCAUGUAACGGAGCCGGCACGCUCGCUCAGCAUCGGGACCUUCUAGCUUCCAAGGCCCUUCGUCAGGCAGAGGAGCAUGCAAAGGCAGAAGCCACAGGAACACAGCAGACACAUCCACACUCCCUCAACUCCCUUCAGCAUCAGUUUCCUCCUCUCAUGCCCAACAACAAGCAGCAGCAGCCUCAGCCUCCCACCGAGCCCAGCGAGGGGGCUCCAAAUUUAGGCAAACAGCCUACCAUGUCCUACGCGAGCGCUCUUCGCGCUCCACCUAAGCCCCGGGCAGUUCGGCCUGAACAGGUCAAGAAGAAUAGCGACCCCCUCUCCCUCCUACAAGAGCUGAGUAUAGGAAGUUCAAAUGGUAGCAAUGGGUACUAUUCCUAUUUUAAAUGAGUGUCACUUCUCCCACUUCUCCCACAUAAGUGAAUAAGUAAUAAUUUAAAAAAACAAACAAAAAAAACAAAUAAAAAAGAAAAUUAUAAAAAAGGUAAAAUCAUUUCUAAAAACACAAAAAUUGUGCAAAGUGCAUUUACAAGUUGUUUCUAUCAGUAGGUUGGUUUUAUGCAUUUUGUUUCAUUUAAACUUUUUAUUUUUAACAGUCAUUUUUUUUCCUCCUAUUUCACAUAUCUGUGAAGAAAAUAAGUAUAUAUAAUGAAUGCAUUACUGGUAUAUAUACAUACUCAUUAUGUAUAUAUGAAUAUAUACUUAUAUUAUCUACACUUGUAUAUGUACGUAAUGCUAAAAAAAAAAAAAAAAAGCAAAAAACAAACAUAAAAAAACAAAAAAAGCUCAAAAACAAUGGUGUCUGUUGGUUGACCACUUGGCUCCCGCUUGUAUUUUUCCUUAUUGAAGUUGUUUUGCGAAAUAAGUAUGUUUUUAUUAUUUUUUAUUCCUCAGUUUCGAGUGGACAUUACUUAUUGAUUUUCAUACUACUGUAGAUGUAAUGGACAUAAGCUAAGUGGUCAACUGACACAGAAACUACAUGGAACAGUGUAUAGAAGUAGAUAAAUUUUGCUCUAAUAUGUACAUAUAAAGAAAAAAUAAAAGACUGAAUCGUAUGCCACAGACAUGUCCUUAAAUUCCUGUAUCAUGCUAGAUUUGCAAUAUGAGUUUUAAAGUUUUGUUUUUCCUGUUUUUAGCUUCUGAUCUUUAAUUCUUAGACAUCCUUACCUGGGAAUCAUCUUCAGUCGUUUUUAGUAGAAAAUGUGAUUAUUUAUGGGGGAAAAAUUACAAAUAUCGAUUGCAUAUUUUAGCUUUUACCAGCUUCAACAUCAAAGCAGCAACAACUGUUUCAUUCCUCCUCUCUUUGCGUUAAAGAUCAGAGAACACCAUCCUUUUCAGUGAUAAGAUUAUCCUAGACUGCUUUGCUUGUGGCUGACACGCAGUUACAUGAAUUCUUUGUUGUUGUUGGUUUUAUUUUAUUUUAUUCUUUGUUUAAGACCGUCAUUGCAUCGUGGACUUACUUUGCAACUCUUGUCCAACAGUAUGACAUUGUUUCAGUAUAAUUACUGGAGUGAAAUGGUUUGUUUGUUUGUGUUUUGCUAUUGGGCAGAGUUCUGUUUUUAUUGUGUUGUUUUGUUUGAAAAGGUUGCAGUACUCUGAAGGCUUGUGUAAGUGAAGAAAGGACAGUGAGGUCAGAGUAGUGUGUCUAACAGGCAAACUGAGAAGAUCUAGAAUUGCAGUCAGAUGUUUUUGAACACACUAAAUUAUUGGUCUUACGUAUGUUGGAACUUAAGAGUAAACACCCUGAAAUGUU
Pundamilia nyererei is the source of this 7553-nucleotide messenger RNA. It is a transcript of the gene helz, whose product is annotated as helicase with zinc finger. Lineage: Eukaryota; Metazoa; Chordata; Actinopteri; Cichliformes; Cichlidae. Gene Ontology annotation, biological process: regulatory ncRNA-mediated post-transcriptional gene silencing. The record is from RefSeq and is a predicted model, not a curated record. The transcript is spliced from 33 exons. The coding region runs from base 116 to 6190 and encodes 2024 amino acids. Gene Ontology annotation, molecular function: helicase activity; metal ion binding. Gene Ontology annotation, cellular component: P granule; cytosol.